Linderina pennispora is the source of this 447-nucleotide messenger RNA. Its product is annotated as 40S ribosomal protein S14. The transcript is spliced from 2 exons. The record is from RefSeq and is a predicted model, not a curated record. Gene Ontology annotation, cellular component: cytosolic small ribosomal subunit; ribosome. Gene Ontology annotation, molecular function: mRNA 5'-UTR binding; structural constituent of ribosome; small ribosomal subunit rRNA binding. The annotation marks the transcript as partial. Gene Ontology annotation, biological process: translation; ribosomal small subunit assembly; maturation of SSU-rRNA from tricistronic rRNA transcript (SSU-rRNA, 5.8S rRNA, LSU-rRNA). NCBI's taxonomy places the organism in Eukaryota, Fungi, Kickxellomycota, Kickxellomycetes, Kickxellales, Kickxellaceae.
AAGGCUGGAAAGGUUAAGGCUCCCGAGCAGGUCAUCAGCUUCGGUCCCCAGGUCAAGCCUGGAGAGCUCGUUUUCGGUGUGGCUCACAUCUACGCCUCGUACAACGAUACUUUCAUCCACGUCACUGAUCUGACUGGCCGUGAGACCAUCGUUCGCGUUACUGGUGGUAUGAAGGUCAAGGCUGACCGCGACGAGUCGUCGCCGUACGCUGCCAUGCUUGCCGCCCAGGACGUUGUUGCCCGCUGCACUGAGCUCGGCAUCACCGCCCUGCACGUCAAGAUCCGCGCCAUGGGUGGAACCCGCACCAAGUCCCCCGGCCCCGGUGGACAGGCUGCCCUCCGUGCCCUUGCCCGCGCUGGCAUGAAGAUCGGUCGCAUUGAGGAUACCACUCCCAUUCCCACCGACUCUACCCGUAAGAAGGGUGGUCGCCGUGGUCGCCGUCUGUAA